AUGGAAACAAAAUUAAGAAAUCUUGUUAAAUUUCGCAAUAAUCCAGCAAUUCCAGAUGCUUGGGAAUUUUAUACUAAAAAUAGAGACAAAUUUAGAGGACAAGUUUAUGUUCCAUACUUGGAUGUUCAUAUACCUAAUGCCAACAAUCUUGUUUUGUUCAAUAAUGUUGUUGCAUCACGUGAUUUGGGUAUUUUUAUUUUUUCGUGUGCUCAAGAUGAAGAAUUGCUAAUAAAUAAAUUUAAAAUUGAUUCGAGCAUAGUUUCACAAGAAAUGAUUCAAAAUUUUGAAGAAACUAAAGUAGAAAUAUCUCCACAACUUGGUGAAUUGGGUUUUGUCGAUUUUUUAUUAAAUUUGUUUAAAUCAUCAAGUCCUGUUGGUGCUUACUUAAAUGGAUUAUAUAGUAUGGACAAACUGUUAAUUGGAGGUCAAAAAGUUGAAGAAAAUUAUGAACGUAUAUGUCAAGCUGCAAGAGAAAUUAAUCCAGAAUUUCAGUUAUUUUUGACUCGUCAAUUGAGGGUUUUCUUUUUUUAUUUUAUAUUUAAGUUCGGCAUUUCCGAAUUGGCGGGCUAUCCGAUUUUUACUUCAUACCAGACCUUGGGGAUUUAUACUAAAACCCCCGGAAGCCCUGAAGGUCCUGGGCUCGUUCCAAUGUUACUCUCUACAAUUUUCUAUUUUUAG
Meloidogyne enterolobii is the source of this 678-nucleotide messenger RNA. The record is from the annotation of a GenBank genome assembly. Lineage: Eukaryota; Metazoa; Nematoda; Chromadorea; Rhabditida; Meloidogynidae.